GUUUUACUUCCUCUUUCUUUGCGGCGUGAAAUCAAUAAACUGCAGCAGCGAAGCUCAAGUAGGAAGAGAGGAGAAUCAGCGAGAAAAGCGACUUCAAGAAGGAAAACGUCUGUCGCAUGUUUUAUGUAGAAAGUCAAAAAAGUAAGAAGAACGAAAAUAGUCGGUCGAAGAGCUCAUGUGAUGUGAAGUGAGACAAUCGGGUGCUGCUGCUGCUCACAAGACUGCUGCAUGUGAUAUCGAUUACAGAAAUAACACACAGGGAUGACCACAGCCCUGCUUCGGGCCCACAUGGACGGCUAGAAAUCCAGGCUUGAAUAUAGAGAGUCCUCUUGCCAGAAGAAGACCAAACAUGGUGCACGUCUACAACUGCCAUCCUUUCUCCUCUCAGCAGAUUGUGCAGGUGGAGAAGGAACCCGGACUGGUCUGCUGUGGAGGUGGAGCUAUUUUUGUGGUGGCGACUGGAGGAUGCAAGGUGGAGGCGUACAAUCUGGAGGUGGAGGGCUGCCCCCUCAUCUGCCGCUUUUCCACCAUGGGCGCUGUGAGGAGCAUCCAGCAUAGCAAGAUAGGAGACUACCUGGUGACCAUUGAGGAAAAGAACAAUGCCACCUACCUGAGAGCCUACACCAACUGGCGUUACCAGGCAGAGGAGAAGGCCCGUGUUGGGGUUCGUUUGUUGGGCCACUUGCUGGGUGGAGCAUCUGUGUGGGGUGGAGUGCAGAUGGAGAUUAUUGAGAUCCCUCUGUCAGAGCGGCCCAUUGCCGUGUCUUGCUGCCCGGUUAGAGGAGACCUGCUGGUUGGCUCUGAGAACACUCUGGUUCUCUUUACGUUGAGACAACACAACCAGCAGAAUCUGGAGAAUCAGAGUCUUCAGAGCAGCUGGCCAAACACUCGGCAGCGCUGCGGUCAGAGUCAAGCUCAGUCUUCAAGUUCCAGCCAGAAUCUUUCCGUCCUGGAUUUUGAACGCUCCGUCAUCCUGCACCUUCCAAAAAUCACACCUAAGCAGGUGGCACUGUGCGACACAUAUGUUGCUGUUCAAGGAGAGCUGGAAGUCUUGAUAUUAAAACUGGAUGAAACCUCUGAACCCCAAACCCUAGAGGAACCACUGGACACAAAUAACGCAGAAUAUCUGGAAGACCAGGCUGACUUUCUGGUUGUUCCGAGACACCAGGAGUUACUUGGCGAUCGAGCUAAAGACUGCGACAUCUCAGUUAGCAUUGAAAAAACCGGGCUGGAAGAAGGAGGGCAGUAUGCACUUUCUUACGUUCUUUUCAGGCACUUUUCUCCAGAGUUCUUCCAAGGAUGCAGCGUGGAUGAGAUGCAGCUUCACUCCCUGCAGCUUUACCCGUUGUUCACCGGUAACCAGUCAGUGUCUCCCGAUGAAGCGACAUGUGUGUUCUGCUUCUUCUCCCUCCCCACCAUGGGCUACCUGUACAGUCUGAAGGGUGGAGUUGAGCUCCUGUCAGCAUAUCAGUAUCCAGAGAAGGUCCUGGAGGCGGCGCUAACAGACCACCUGUUGCAUGUCAUAACAAAGAGUGCAUUGCAGUGUUUUACAGUACGAUGUGCAGCUCUAGCAGCCAGGAUUGAAGACCCCUACAUCGAUACGACCAUGAAGGCCUGCCCACCCUGCAGCCUGGAGGUCUGUGCGCUCAGGAUGCAGCUCUUUAUCGGCCUGCGGUCGAUGUGCGUGUACGGGCGCCAUGUCAUCCUGCUCUCUGCUGCCGACGCAGAGACAUCGGAGGAGACCGAACGCAGCACACAGCGCAGGGGCCUCGAGUUGAAAGAACACAACAUGCUGACUGGUAUUUUCCUGGUGGUGGGAAUUGAUCCCGCAACCACGCCAGCUCUGGAGAGCCUUCUAUCACGCCCCUUACUGAGCAGGAGGUGGACAAUGUCUUCUACCAAAGAAAGCAGUGCAGCGGGACAUGGAUGGAACCUCUAUGUUGUGGACACCGUCCCCCCCUUUACUCUCUACCAGGAGAUGGUUGAGUACAGUCAGCGUUAUGCAGAGACCAACCCACAGGCCCAGAGUCUGCGACACCUCCUCAGCGAAGCUCACCUCCUCCUGCGUGCUGCUCUACUACACGCAUCAGACCAGCAACAGACGGGCCCAGGUGGCCCAGCAGACCACAGGACAGAUCGACAAGUGCUGGAGGAGGCGCUGAGGGAGAACUGUGCCCAGCUGGGAGACAGUUUCAGCAGGGGCGGUCAGAAGGAGUGUCACCUUGCUCUGCCCUACUACAGGAUGUCUGGUCUGUCACUCACAGAGGUCAUGUCCAGGAAUCGGCCAUUUCCGGGCAGCCCUUCCUCCUAUGGCCCUGGCUUCCUGUUUUACCUGAAACAUUUCCUGUUAGAAGACUCAGAGCAGACCCUCAGUCAGGAAGCAGCUGAUGAGGUCAUUGACAUUUUCAGCCAAUCAGAGCAUUUAAUGCUCGUAAGCGUGUGCACCAGCCCCUGCAUGAUAAAUGUCAGUCCUGCUCGGACGCUGCAAAUUUUACAAAAUCUGGAGGACUCGGUGGGCGUGUCGGUUUCACUGACAAUCACCAUGGCUACCAUGAUGCUGCGUUUGGGUGACCUGCAGCAGUACACACAGCUGAUGGAGAGACACGCUGAGAUGCUGCUAGUGUACGGGUUUAUCGAGGAGCCGAGGCUGCUGCUCUAUGGUGGAUGUGCAAACCAGCAUGGACGUGUUUAUCCCACAGCUUUGACCCGCCAGAUGGCCAACUCUCAGCCUGGACUGCUGGUGGCUGCCAUGGUGGCUUUACAUGAGAACAGCAAAGUUAAGCUGGAAGAGGCCGAUCACAUAUUCAAGGAGCUGGGCUGUGAGAGCAGCCUGCAGGUCGAUUUCUGGGAGGCGAUGCUCAUGGCAUCAUCAAAUGACGCUGUCAUUCAGGAGCUUCUGUUUCGGCUGGCUUCUGUCUACAUCGACCGUCUAACAAAUACAAAGUCAGAAAAGCACACGGCUCCAAAGCGCAAGUCACUGAAAAGUGCUGAUGACCUGAUCAACUCGUGCUCUCAUUACGGUGCUUUGUAUCCAUGGCUCAUUCUUCUAAGUCCAACAGACAUUACCAGUUCCCAACACCUGGAGGCGCUGCACAAACUGCAGUCUCUGCUGUGUGGUCCAUCCCUGUCUGUGGGCUCCGUCGUGCCUUUGUUGGAGCGCCUGUCAGAUGAAACCUUAUGGGGCUUCAGCCUGCACCUCCUCUGCGCUACCAGAAGGGGGCAGUACGAUAGGAGCAUUGAGAAGUUGCUGGACAGAUGUCCUCAAGCGAUCAUACCCUACGCCAAUCACCAGUUACAGGAGAAAAACAUGGCACUUUGGUGGCAAAAGCUCCUCCCAGAGCUUUGUGAUCGCACAAGAGCGGCCUCAGACAACAGCAUCCUCCUGGCUGCUCUCAAAGAGACGCUUGUCGUAGUUGCUAUGGAGAUGAGCCCCGCAGAAUUCCUUGAGCUCAUCCCUGAUGAUGGCACAGCAUCAUACUUCUUGCCACACCUGUUGACGUGCAGCCAGAGACAAGUGCUGGCCUGAAGUGUGCAUACACACACACAGAAUACUGAGAAAACAUUUCGGAAGAGUCUUCAGAGUUGUGUUUGUUGGCCAGCCACUGUGGAUGACUCAACUUGCAGUAUUUAAACUAUUUGUUUGAUAUCAAGCAAUCAUGUAUUAUAAGCACUGUGCAACUAAACUCAAAGGCUUUAGAGGACUAUGGUGGACAUAUCUCCUAUUUGAUGUGAUUAAACAAAUACAGGAACAGGCCUGCCGGGGGUGUACUAUGAUGUGAGAUUAAUGGCUUAGUGAGGUGUGUUUAGAGUUUAGCUUUAAAACCAGUGCCAUUAUCAUAAAUUCUGUUAAUGAAAGCACGCACCAUGGUUAGAUCACUAUCCGAGAGAACUUUAUAUAUGCAGACCUGUUGGUCGGUAUGUUAGUAACGCCACUUAACCUAAACCAUGCAGUUAGGUUACUCUUGCUUUCUCUCUCACAUUGUCACUGGAAUUUACAGGUGUUUGGUUACUGAUGCAGCAAAUGUUCACAUAUUCUUUUAUGUUUGGUCACUUACCAGUUUUUUUUUUAAUUGCUGUUAAUCAGUUAUAAAUUCACAAGAUUAACACUUUUCUGCACUCUCCAAAAGUUGAUUCUGUUCAUCUGGACGUAGCGUUUUCAGUGGGAGAAACGUUUCGUCAGGCUUCUUCAACAACCACUGAUCAAAGGCCAUGAGUACAAUUCAGAGUUGGGGAAUGGGUGCAAUCACAGCAUUUGUAAGAUGGACCCUUUGGCCCCCCUCCUCCAUUCAGAGAUGGUCUUUCCCUUUUCACGUUAAUGGCCUCCUUGACUCCCCGUUCAAACCAGCGUCCCUUCCUCAUCAGGAUGUGUACAUCCUCAUCAUGGAAAGAGUAUCCACUGACCUGUAGGUGUAAAAAGACUGCAGAGUCCUGGUAUGAGUGGCGAAACGUUUCUCCCACUAUAAACGCUACGUCCAGAUGAACAGAAUCAACUUUUGAUUUACUUACCUGGAUGAUUGAGCAGGCAUCAAGACACUUUUCUGCACGGUUUCUCUUUUGCUGGAUUUGUUCCACCUCACUCAUUUUGCUUUUUGGCACGAUAUUUUCUUGUAUGUUAUUAAAGUUUCUUAACCCUGAAGUGGAAAGCCCAGAUUACUAGUGAAGCUGCUCUAGGUUUUCUACAUCAAGCUCUGUUGAUAACCUCUGUUACCAUCUCAUAUCUCUGAGCGAUGCAAAGAAACACUGAAGUUGCUUCAUAGUAUACCCUUUAGGUCAUGGAGAGUUUUUUUUUUUUUUUGUCUGUCCCAUUUGGUUCUUUAGCCGUCAGAAUUGUUGUCUGAAGACCAACAAGGAUACCAAAUGGAUUUAUUUUGCCAAAUGGAUCAUCAUGGCAUUGCCGUAUUGGUCUAUUUGAUCAAACUUUGUUGUUAUUAUUUAUUUUAUUUUCAGUUGUUACAGAUGGGACAGACAUGACUGGGGGAUAGGAAAGGGAGAAAGAAAGAGAGGAAGGAAAAGAAAAACAGAAGGGAAAAGGGACAGUGAGAAGGGGCACUUACAAAGACAAAGAGAGAAAAAAAAAUCUCCUGGAUCACCUGUUGAGAGAAAAAGAAGAGAAAACAAGCAAAAAAAACAAAACAAAGCAACAUACUAAACACAACACCAUCACGUUAAUCUAGCUAAGUGUGAAUAGCAGUAAAUACUAAAUAUUGAAUGUUGUUGUGCAGCACGCAGGACAGACAGCGCACAAUGUGCUUUGAAGUAGCAGCUAAGAAAGGUGUAGUUUAUGUCUAUGAACAGUGAACACCCGUGUGCACACCUGUGUGGAUCAGCGCGCUUGUAUACAAAAGGUUUCCCCAUGUAAAGGUCUGCUAGAGGGUGUGGAGGGCCAUAGCCCCGUCCCCCAGGGCAUGAAGCAGGCAUGGAGGAGAUCCAGGCUCCAGACAUCCAGAGGCCCCAGAGUGCAAGAGCCCAAGGAGUACCACCAGAGGGGCAUCUGUGCCACCCUCCUGGGAAAGGCUGAGGAGAUCCCCAGACGAGGGGUCACCCAGUAGCCACGGAGCAGAAGCCAGAGGGGGCUGCACUGGCGUGCCCGCCGGCUCUGCCGGCAGCCAGCUGUGCCAGAGUGAACUGAGCUGCAGGCCCCGAGGCCGGAGGCUCGAGAGCCCCCUUUGCCCCGGAAGAGGCCUGACCGAGCGACAGGCACCAGGCCCCGCCAAGUAGCCACCGGGAGUGAGCUGGUGCAUACCUGAGCGCCCAGCCCCGGACACCAUGGAGAGGUUUUAGCAAUCCCCCUCCUCAGAGCUGAAGCCUGUUUAUCUGGUUUUAUGGAGUGGGGGUGGGGUCGUUUGCAGAACUGUCGAUAUGUAGAUACCGUUUUGUUUUCCCGUUCAUAAUCUACUAUCACUGGCCACGUUGUUAGGUACACCUUGCUAGUACUGAGUUGGAGCUACUUCUCUCAUCAGAAUGUACUUAGCAUUGAACAGGUGUACCUAACAAAGUGGCUGGUGAGUCUACGUGUUUAUGAAACACUUUAAAAUACAGAUUUUUACUGUUAGAACUGCAGAGGAACUUUAAUUUAUUUUAUUUUUUUAACUAAAGUUCUUAAGUGUGGAGAUUUAGAGGUGAGUGACCUUUGAGCACUGAUUUGUCCACUGAUUAUUAUUUUUUUUAAACAAUUGCAUGGAUGUCUGUUAAGUG
Pelmatolapia mariae (spotted tilapia) is the source of this 6195-nucleotide messenger RNA. It is a transcript of the gene hps3, whose product is annotated as HPS3 biogenesis of lysosomal organelles complex 2 subunit 1. The record is from RefSeq and is a predicted model, not a curated record. Lineage: Eukaryota; Metazoa; Chordata; Actinopteri; Cichliformes; Cichlidae. Bases 350 to 3526 code for a protein of 1058 amino acids. Gene Ontology annotation, cellular component: cytoplasm. Gene Ontology annotation, biological process: organelle organization. The transcript is spliced from 25 exons.